CAAUUUAUUAUUUGGGGGAAAAAAGCUUUAUGGAAUUGUUUCAUAUAUCUGUUACUUUCCACUUAACACUGUUGUCUACAUAAUUAGAAUAAAAGAUUUUUUUUCUUCAGCCAAGUUAUAUUAGGUCUCCAUUCUUUGUCAUGUUUAAAAUAAAACGAGUUCGAACUAUGCUGCGCUUGGCAAAACGCAGGUUGCAGAGGAGGUUCACGAUAGAUGAUAUCAGCACAGAAGUUUCUUUUUUAUAUCCCCCACCAGACGGUGGCUGGGGUUGGGUUGUGGUGCUGGCAGCAUUUGUUCAUUCUAUGUUGAUCACUGGCUUCCACAAUAGUUUUGGUGUUUAUAUGUUGUCCCUUCUUGAGACUUUUCAGUCUAGUAACUCUAAGAUUGCUUGGAUUGGAUCUGUCAGCUAUGCUUUCAUUAUGAUUUUUGGUCCAGUUUCUGGAAAACUUCUGCAGAAGUAUGGAGCCAUAAAAGUGGCAAUAAUUGGAGCUCUGGUUGUCAUGUUUGGCUUAAUAAGUUCUUCGUAUACUUAUGAUUUACGUGUAUUGUUUUUAACUCAUGGGAUCCUUGUUGGUGUAGGAUCAAGCCUCGCUAGUACUCCAGCCCUGAUAAUGGUAAGCCUUUACUUUACUACAAAGCGCUCAUUUGCAACUGGUAUAGUGAUGGCUGGAGGGGCUACUGGAACUCUUGUGCAGAACAUAUUUCAUCAGUACCUAAUUGAGACUCUUGGAUGGAGAGCUAGUCUGCGUGUAUACAGUGGAAUUCUAACUAUAUGUAUCCUUGCUGCAUUUGCAUACAAGCCUCUUCAAAAACAUAGAGCUCAUCCUAGUGUUGUUGAGAAGUUUCAGACAUCCCCUCUAAGAGGUUUUAUUAUGGAUUUAAAUCUAUGGAAAGAUCGUGUCUUUGAGGUCUGGGUCUGUUCCCUUGGAUUAGCUAAAUUUGGAUUCUUUAUACCUUUUGUGCAUAUGAUUAAACUUGCAGGUGAUUUGGGCAUUUCACCAAAGGAUGCAUCCUAUAUCAUGGUAGGGAGUGGAUUAACCAGCAUGAUUAGCUGUAUUUUAUUUGGAAAAAUAUGUGAUAUGGAAAGAAUUAACCGGCUGUAUGUUAAUCAAGCAUCCAUACUGUCUGUUGGAGUUGUGAACUUUAUUAUUCCUUACUGCAAAAACUUUUACUCUCUAGUAGCUAUUUGUUCUCUUUGGGGGUUUUUUGAUGCAGGAAACUAUGUUCUCCUACCUGUUCUUACUUUUGAUUUGAUGGGGCCAGAGAAAAUGACUAUUGCAUGGGGAUUUAUGAUGGCUGUCAAUGCAAUCAGUUGUUUUGGCCCACCAUUUGCAGGUGCAAUGUAUGACUUGUUUGGAAAUUACAACAUUGGCUUUAUAGUAACCGGGAUUUGCAAUAUUAUAGCUGCUAGUAUUCUUGCUUUUAUUCCCUGGCUAACAGAUGCAGCAAAACAAUCAAAGAAAAACUAUCUUAAUGUUUCUGUGUGUGAAGUAACAAAGACGAUACUUCCUUGGCAAUCACCAAGUUCUUCAUUAGUGAGUAUAAGUUCUUCAUACAUGGAAUCACGACGUGUUUCUCUUGAAGUUUCUGAACAUAGCUUAUCAGACUACUCAAAAAAACCAAGUGUGAAGUCAUUAAAAAGCAUACUUAAGUCAGAAGUAACAUCCUUUAAAAGUCUAACUUCUCCAGAAACUGGGACUUCUUCACCCCACAGAAAAGAGGAUGGUGUCAUUUUUGUAGAUGUUGAAAAACAUGACAGUGAUCAGUUUCAGCAAUUUGAGAGUACAGCUGAUUUGACAUCAAAGAAUGAUGAGCCCCAAUCUGAAACAGCAUCUCUCAAAUCUGUGACUUCAGCAUCUGUAAAACAAACAGAGCAUGAUACCUCUUUUUCUGACAGAAAAGGUGGUGUGGUUUUUGUAGAUGCUGAAAAACAUGACAGUGCUCUCUUGGAGCAAGCUGGGAGUACAGCCAAGUUGAGUCCAAUGGAAAAUGAGUCCAGAUCAGAAAUAGCAUCUUUUAAAGGUAUGUCUUCAGGAUCUAUAAAACAGACAGAGCAGAUUCAUCACAGUAAAGAAGAUGGUGUAGCUUUUUUAGGAGUUGAAGACUAUGGCAGUGCUCAAAAAGAGCAGUUUGGGAGUGCAACUGGUUUGACACCAAUGGAAGAUCUAAAUCUAGCCACAUCCGAAACAUCAGUAUCUAUGAAGCAGGCAAAAGGCAUUCCCCAUAGAAAAGAAAAUGGUGUAGCUUUCUUAGACAUUGAGGACACUGAUAGUGAUCUACAAGAGCACUUUGAAAAUGCUACUGAUUUGUGGUCUUUGGAAGAUCUAACAACACUGGAAAGAGGAACUUCUGCACCUAUGAAACAGGCAAAAGGCAUUCCCCAUAGAAAAGAAGAUGGUGUAGCUUUCUUAGACAUUGAAGACUCUGAUAGUGAUCUACAAGAGCACCUUGAAAGUGCAACUGAUUUGUGGUCACUGGAAAAUCUAACAACUCUGGAAAAACCAGCCUUUAAAAGAGGAACCUCACGAUCUAUGAAAGAGACAGAAGGAAUCCCCUAUAGAAAAGAAGAUGGUGUAGCUUUCUUAGACAUUGAAGACUCUGCUAGAGAUCUACAAGAGCACCUUGAAAGUGCAAGUGAUUUGUGGUCAUUAGAAGAUCUAACUACACGGGAAACAUCAGCCUUUAAAAGAGGAACCUCAGCAUCUUUGAAGCAGACAAAAGUCAUUCCCCAUAGAAAAGGAGAUGGUGUAGCUUUCUCAGACAUUGAAGACUCUGCUAGAGACCUACAAGAGCACCUUGAAAGUGCAACUGAUUUGUGGUCAUUAGAAGAUGUAACGCCACUGGAAACAUCAGCCUUUAAAAGAGGAACCUCAGGAUCUAUGAAAGAGGCAGAAUGUAUUCCCUAUAGAAAAGAUGAUGGUGUAGCUUUCUUAGAUAUUGAAGACUCUGAUCUACAAGAGCACCUUGAAAGUACAACUGAUUUGUGGUCACUGGAAGAUCUAACAACACCGGAAAGAGGAACUUCUGCAUCUAUGAAACAGGCAGAAGGCAUUCCCUAUAGAAAAGAAGAUGGUGUAGCUUUCUUAGACAUUGAAGACUCUGCUAGUGAUCUACAAGAGCACCUUGAAGAUGCAACUGAUUUGCUGCCAGAACAUCUGGCUGUACCAGAAACAGAAUUUUCCAGCAAUAAAACAUCUGCAUCUGUUAAACACACAGCACACAUGCAUUCUACGCUCCAUAGAAAAGGAGAUGUCUAUGGAAAAGACACGGAAAAGAACAAAGUCUAUGAUAGUGAUAAGCAACAGAAAUAG
This is a messenger RNA of Heteronotia binoei (common prickly gecko), 3311 nucleotides long. RefSeq lists its product as uncharacterized. The transcript is spliced from 9 exons. Gene Ontology annotation, biological process: transmembrane transport. Lineage: Eukaryota; Metazoa; Chordata; Lepidosauria; Squamata; Gekkonidae. Bases 141 to 3311 code for a protein of 1056 amino acids. The record is from RefSeq and is a predicted model, not a curated record. Gene Ontology annotation, molecular function: monocarboxylic acid transmembrane transporter activity.